Messenger RNA from Blepharisma stoltei, 240 nucleotides. The record is from the annotation of a GenBank genome assembly. Lineage: Eukaryota; Ciliophora; Heterotrichea; Heterotrichida; Blepharismidae.
AUGAGGGGGGGGUCCUUAUAUGAAUAUGAUAUAAAUCUUGAGAGCUUUACUAAAUUUGAAUUUAACACUGGAAUGUCAGCAAAGCUCUUAAUUGCUGGAAACUCAAGAGUUUAUUUAAUAGAGGCUUGAAUGUCGUUAUGGGAAAGCGAAUAUGAUAAUGAGUAUGUUUGAAACCAAAUUGGAGAAUAUGAUGGAGAGUUAUCUAGAGCUCAGCCGUACAGAGUGAUAUACUAUUUAUAG